Messenger RNA from Daphnia magna, 2019 nucleotides. RefSeq lists its product as uncharacterized. The transcript has 5 exons. NCBI's taxonomy places the organism in Eukaryota, Metazoa, Arthropoda, Branchiopoda, Diplostraca, Daphniidae. The record is from RefSeq and is a predicted model, not a curated record. The coding region runs from base 184 to 1830 and encodes 548 amino acids.
UCAAAUUUUCAAUCACGGAUGAAGACUGUGUUGGUAAAGUCUGGCAAAGCAACAAUGUGGGUCGUCUGCAAUUCACCCGAAAGAUACACACGUGCGAGGAAGAAGAGAAGAGGGUAACACUGUGACCAGUGCACCUAACAUUUAAUAAAAGAGAAGAGAAGAUUUUCGUUGAAGCAUUCAAGGAUGAAGAAUGCUGCUAAGCAAAAAGAAAUACUCUGGCGUAAACUUUCAGAGGAAAGAAAGGAGAAAUGGAAUGCUAAAUUAAAAAAAGUAAUGGAAGCAAACACCAAUGAUGAAUUUACAAGCAUUCUACAGAAAAUCAGUCUGGCUGAAGAAAUCCCCUUAAAUUGGAGUCAUUAUACUAUACACAAAUUCAAGAAAUAUUUGAAUCACAUAAUGAUGGUUAAACAAGUCAACCCCAAAAUAGUUUCACCAUUAUGGUUCCUGAUGACUAAUAGGAAGGAAAAAGAACGAAAGGAUAUAAAAGAACUACAGAAUAAAAUUGAAGAAAACCUGAAAGCAAGAUGGACCACCACAAUUAAAAAUGUGAUUGAAGCAAAUAUCAAUGAAGAUCUAAUGAAUUCUUUAAAAAAAAUAGGCAGUGCAUCUGACUCGUUUUGUGUGAGGCAUGGUUGUGCAGUUCACAAAAUCCAAUUUGAUAAUUUUUUGAAGAACAUUCCUGGUUAUCAAGUGAAUUCUGUAAUUGAUGAACAAUUGCGAAUCUUGAUUUCAAAAGCCUCGAAUGAUCUCUACUUUAAACAGAAGAAUGAAAAAUUGUUGAGUAAAGGACUUGCACCCAUCCCUUACGAAGAAUGUAAAAAAUGGGCAAGUUUUGUAACAACUCUGAUAGACAAUGGAAAAUUAGUAAGUGAUGCAGAAGAAAAGAUCUUUGCACAUGGGGAUAUUCCAAAGAAAUGGAAACAUGUUGGCAAACCUAGUUUCAAGAAUUUUUUGAAAAACAAACUUAGUUAUGAAGUGAACUCUGAAAUAGCCGAUAAUUUGUGGGAUAUUAUUGCAAAACAGAAACUUGCCUUAAGAGAGGAAAGGACAAAAGUAACCGAAGAGAAUAAAGUCAUCCAUAAAGAAAAACAAGAAAAGAUGAAUAGCGAUAUUGACAACGUGAAACCAAUCGUAAGUGCCGGUAGUGCAAAAAGGUUUAAGAAAAAUGUUGAAUUAAAGACACCUGAAGACGUGCAAGAAAAAGGGGCAGUCAAAGUGAAGAAGGUCGCCGCUAUUCAAAAAGCGCCGGUAAAAACAAAAGCAAAAAAGCGUAACAUUGAUAUUGACAACACGAAACCAGUCGUCAAUGGCAGUAAUUCAAAAAAAAUGAAGAAAAAUGUUGAAUUAAAGGCCCACGAAGACGUUCAAGGGAAACGGGUGGUCAAAGUGAAGAAGGUCACUCUCCAAAAAGGGGCUGAAAAAAUUAAAGUUGAAAACCAAGAAAAUGAUAUUGACAACACGAAACCAGUCGUCAAUGGUAGUAGUACAGAAAUGAUUAUGAAAGAUGUUAAAUUAGAACCACAAGAAGACGUUCAAGAGAAAAGGGCAGUCAAAGGGAAAAAGGUCGCCAUUCAAAGAGGGCCUGAAAAACCAAAAGAAAAGAAAAGAAAAAGCGAUAUUGACAACACGAAACCGUCCGUCAAUGGCAGUAAUAAAAAAAGAAUUGAAAAAAAUGUUGAAUUAAAGACUCAAGAAGACGAAACACGCAAUCCAUUAAGCGAAACCAUUACCGUUUCCAAAUUGAAAAGCCGUCCUUCAAAGUCUGUUGGGAACAAGAUUGGCAAAACGAAAUUGCGUGCUGCAGUGAAUAAGAAGUUACCAUUCAAUUAGCUCCAGAAUCAUAACUGAAUGUUUGAAUCGAGUGAGCAAUGCUGUUUCUGACAAAUCCUUCUGUUCCGAGACACUGUGGUCAAAAUGUUAGCGUUCCAGAUUGAUCCGUAAUGAAUGCAGUUUGUCAUAUAAUGUUGUAAGCCACAUGUCAAAUCAAAACAUCGAUUAAACCAGCUAUUGACUUGUUAA